AUGAGCAAAUCUGAGAAGAAAAAAAAACUUUCUCCAGCUGAGCUUAGAAUACUGAAAGAUCUUGAAACUGCCGAUACUCUAACAGGAAUUGCAAUUAAGUUUCCAGAUCCAGAUGAUGUCAAGCAUUUCCUAAUUCGAAUUCAUCCUUCAGAAGGAAUUUGGAAAAAUGGAAACUUCGAUUUUGAAUUCACAAUGACUGAUGAAUAUCCGUUUGAAAGACCAGCAGUUCAAUGCAAAACAAAACUUUGGCAUCCAAAUAUUCAACUAUAUGGACCAGUUUGUUUAAACAUUCUUCGAGAAAAAUAUACACCAGCAAUACCUCUUUCUAAUUUAAUACUCGGCAUCCAGUAUUUGUUUCUUGAACCAAAUCCUAAUGAUCCACUUAACGUCGAAGCUGCAGAAGAAUUUACUAAAGAUAAUAUUAAAUUCAGGGUGCAUGCGCAUGAUUAUAUGUUGCAUUAUUGUCCAGCAAAAGCAAAUUUUGAUUGA
Trichomonas vaginalis G3 is the source of this 489-nucleotide messenger RNA. Its product is annotated as NEDD8 transferase protein. Bases 1 to 489 code for a protein of 162 amino acids. The transcript has a single exon. Lineage: Eukaryota; Parabasalia; Trichomonadida; Trichomonadidae. The record is from RefSeq and is a predicted model, not a curated record.